This is a messenger RNA of Durusdinium trenchii, 3063 nucleotides long. Lineage: Eukaryota; Dinophyceae; Suessiales; Symbiodiniaceae. The record is from the annotation of a GenBank genome assembly.
AUGUCGGGUGCUUCUUCGAGCUCUGCCGCUCCCAACACCGAAGCCCAGUGGGAAGCAGUGAUCAUCGGCCUGGGUGUUGGAUUGGAAAACCCGAAACAACGCCUGGAGUCUCCCGUGAGAGAUGCACAACGACUGGCUGAAACAGUGAAGAAGUGUGGCCUUUGCAGCGAUCCAAUCCUUGUGACCGACGACGUGCGGUUACAAAGUAAAAGUGACAUUCAAAAUGCUCUCAGCCGUGCUGUGCAGAAGAUGAAGACAGGCUCAAAGCUGCUAGUCUACUUCGGAGGGCACGCUUAUGAUACGGGUCAUGAUGACUUUGGUAUACCAGUUACAUCACAUUGCACAGACUCAGACGAUGAUUUGGGUGUUCAUGAUUGUGAUGAUACUUCUAGUUUAAGAGAUGACUGUUUUGGUUUAACCGUUGUAUUGCCACAUGGCCUGCAGCAACCAAAAGAGCUGUUCCUCCUCGAAGACUUGGUCAUUAGAACAGUCGCCGGCAGCGAAUGUGGACCUUUGAAUGUCCUCAUCAUCAGUGCUGCAUGUAGGCUUGAAGUGACAGAAGAUAAGGAAGUUGCCUGGCACUAUCAGCCUGUGCGUGCAUGUUCUCCCCCGGACCCUUGUAACAACUUGUUUGUGCUUUGUCAUGCGUGCCAGCCAGACAUGAAGAUGGACGACACCUGCCUUUUCGCCGAAAGCCUAUGUUUCCUUUUGGGCUGCCGGUUUGCCCGCGUUGGUUAUUUACUUGAUAAUUUGUUUCAGGAAGCGAAGUUCGUCACACUCGGAGAGCUUGAGCCAGCAGAAGGCAAACUUCCUGCUCAUUCAAUUGAACCUCGCUUGAUGCGUCUCUUCACUGACACGCAAGGCAGCGUGAAUGAACCAAAUGAAUUUGGUUACAGUCUUGACCACUUGGAAGGGCUAUACCACGCACCUUUGUUCACACUGCACGUGCGCAGACUGGCCCAUGAUGCAAUCAGAGAGGAUGAAUGCCGCUACGCUGACGUAAGGCAUUGCCUCACUGGCGCGGAGGGAAGUCAGGAGACGCCGGAAAGAGAGAGGGAAUGGUUUCAAAGUAUGAAGAACCUGCCUGAAGCAUUUCUCGUAGAGGUGUUCGAGGCAUGCAAACGAUUUGAACAUCAUGAUGCGUUUGCUGUUCGAGAGAUGCUCGACGAGAUUGGAAGAUGCUACCAAGAUGGGACCCCAAGGGUGGGGAACAUGCUGAGGUUGGAGGAAGAGAUCAAACCAAUUUGGGAGCAAGAUCCCGAAGUGGACUUGACAUAUUGGUUUUGUUGUGAAAAGCUGGGUUUGUCAGGUGGUCAGGCCGACGAUUUGGCAACAUGUAUUUACAACGGUUGCCGAGCACUGAAAAUAGAACCUCACGUGUUGCUUGCCAAAGGAAGUGUGUGGGUAAUUUUGAUCGUUCACGAACGGCUUUCGCGGCAGCAGAGUGCCACCAUAGCAAAACUGUUUGAUCAGUUCAUCCAGGACAGGAAAAAAACAUCACUCUCUUGGAUGUUUGCAACGAGGCCACGGCGAUGGUCGCCUCUUCUAGUGCCACCAGGAUUGCGACAGGUUGUCCAGUUUGUGCGCUUCCUCGCUGAUGAACUCCCGCCAAUAUUGCUGUUGAACGUUCGUGGGGUCAGACCACUGGUGCUCAACUGGCUCAAGAGAACUGAACAGCAUCAGCAUUUGAAGGAAUGGCAGCUGCGAACAGUCUACCGGGGCAAGGACCUUGGUGAUGAUGAGUGGGUACAGGAGACUUAUAGCCUGCGAUAUUUAAUUUGCCAAGAUUGGACUCAGUGGGAUGACCCGGAACUGGUGAACGCUGUGAUGAAGACAGUGUUGCAACUACCUAAAAAGCGCAGAGGGUGUGAAUUUUUGGAGGGGCGUGUGGGUGCUGAGCUCGCAUAUCUUUACAAAGCGAUGAAUGCCACAAUGAAUGUACCACAAGUGGACACAAUACGCGAGCUGUUGCAGACUUCCACUCUUUCUCCACGAGCAUUGGUGAGGAGGUUGGUGACUGCGUUCUUGGAGCUGCAAACUGUGGAGCCAAAACAAGAACAGUUGAAAAUGCAGCCAGAAGACGUUCCAGAGGGGUUGAUAUUGCAGCCGCAAGACGAUUCAUGGAGAAAGGUGCUGUUUGGAGGAGAUGUCAGCCAUGAUUCCUCCGUUCUCCCGAUGGAGUUCAAUGCGACUUCCGCCCAAGCAGGAGCUUCGCGACCCCGUGGUUCAGAGGAGUUCCGCCCACCGAUUCCGAAGGGAUCCACCACGAUUGAACGAGAUGUGUGGCCUUCGUAUUUGCAUUUCACUUCGGUUAACAGGUAUUGGGAUUGGGGAAAACUACUUUUUUUUGUGCCCUCCGACCCGCAAGUUCUUUGCUCUCUGAGGGCGGCCAGCCGACAUUUCCGAGAACGUGUCGAAACUCGAUGGUGGAAUGCACAGGUGCAACUUGCGAAAAGCUUUGUCGAUCAACACGUUGCCGCAUUCUUUGGUCUAGAUGUUGGAGGGCACGAAGAAGAGCAAGAGGCAUUUGCGCGGCAGAUGUUGCUUUGGGUGAGGCCACUCCUGGUCAAUCAGCCGUGGAGGGCUGAAACAUCCGGACUUGCAGGGGUCACUGGAGAAGAUGUCACUCCACAGGCGGCAUACAUCAGUCUGAGGGGAGCAAUGAUCAACUUGAGUGAAAGACGGGCCAAGGUGCUCCGAGACGUUCUGCAACAAGCACGCUACAUUGAGGGCCAUCAUUUGAUGCACAGCCGCACCGCACACACAGUGGUUUCGCAGGCCGAUCGUCGUAUGUUAGAAGGGCCCAUGAGUUCAAUGAUUGCGAACCUCGAGACAAGCGAAGUGAGAUCCGAAGAUGCAAUAUCCACUUCAGUGGUCCACACAGAAAUGACCAGAGAGGGAGCUGCAGAGCAAGAGUUUAUGGUGCUGAUGAGCCGCCACGGCAUUCCUGAUCAACAAGCUUUGGAGCUGUUUGAGAGCAUGCAUGGGAUGGGGUUCUUAGCAGAUCGUUACUUUUCUGAAGAGGAGGACGUGGCAUCAAGCAACUCCUGGGUAGUCGUCUGA